UUCUUCUCUCUGCUACAACUCUUGAUUCUCUCUCUAAAACAGAAGCUGAAUCAAUGUCGAAAUGAAGAACUUGUAGAUUAUGCAGCAAUGUUCGUCGGCAUCUUCUUGCUGUUCUUAUUCACUUUCUUACUGCAUCCACAUCCAUCUCAUUCAAAAACAGACCCAUAUGCUCUGCGGAUAAGCUGUGGGGCUCUUAAUGAUGUUCAUACAAUGCCAACAAAUACGCUUUGGUACAAAGAUACUGCAUAUACAGGAGGAAUACCAGCUAAUGGAACUCGUCCAAGUUUUAUUACACCUCCAUUACAGACAGUUCGUUAUUUUCCACUUUCUGAGGGUCCUGAAAACUGCUAUAGUAUUACUAAUGUGCCGAGUGGACACUAUACAGUGAGAAUAUUUCUUGGAUUGGUUGCUGAUCCGAACUUCGACAAUGAACCUCUGUUCGAUGUUUCGAUUGAGGGAACUCAGAUUUACUCGUUGAAAUCGGGUUGGAGCACACAUGAUGACGAACAAGCAUUUGUUGAAGGGCUCAUAUUUCUUACUGAUGGUUCUGCUUCUCUUUGCUUUCAUAGCACUGGUCAUGGUGAUCCUGCCAUACUUGCAAUUGAAAUUCUUCAGAUUGAUGUGAUGGCAUACUAUUUUGGAUCUAGCUGGGGUCAAGGAACAAUUCUAAGAACAGACAAAAGACUGAGUUGUGGAGCACAGAAUCCAAAAUUUGAUGUUGAUUAUAGUGGGGACAACUGGGGAGGUGAUAGAUUCUGGGAUUCGAUUACAACAUUUGGUCAAGGUUCUGAUCUUGCUAUUUCCACCUCGAGUAUUAUCAAGCAGGCGUCAAGUUUCCCAAACUUUUAUCCCAUGGCCAUAUAUCAAACAGCACUUGUUAGUACUGAUAGUCAGCCAGACUUAGCUUAUACUGUUGAUGUAGACCCCAAUAGGAAAUAUUCCAUUUGGUUGCAUUUUGCAGAAAUUGAUUCUUCAAUCACAGGUGUGGGGCAACGAGUAUUUGACAUUCUUAUUAAUGGUGAUGUGGCUUUUCAAGAUAUUGAUAUUGUGAAUAUGACUGGAAAUCUUAAUAGCGCUCUUGUGCUAAACAAGACUAUUGCUGUUAAUGGGAGAAGUUUGACUAUAACUUUGCAUCCUAGCAAAGGCCAUGCUAUAAUCAACGCUAUUGAGAUAUUUGAGAUUGUUUUGGCUGAAUCCAAAACUCUUACAGAUGAAGUUAAGGCUCUGCAGAUAUUGAAGAGUGCAUUGAACCUUCCUCUUCGUUUUGGCUGGAAUGGUGAUCCUUGUGUUCCUCAACAGCAUCCUUGGAGUGGUGCUGAUUGUCAAUAUGACAGGGAUAGCAAUAAAUGGGUCAUUGAUGGACUUGGUCUUGACAAUCAAGGUUUAGGUGGCAUCCUGCCAGAUGAUAUAUCUCAACUUAAGCAUCUACAGAGCAUAAACUUGAGUGGAAACAGCAUCCAGGGGCCUAUUCCAUCUUCAAUUGGAACAAUAUCAACCUUACAGAUCUUGGAUUUAUCAUUCAACCUUUUCAAUGGAUCAAUUCCCGAGAGUCUUGGCCAGUUAACAGAAUUAACAAGACUGAAUCUGAAUGGUAAUUUUCUCUCUGGAAGAGUUCCAGCAGCACUAGGAGGAAUGCUUUUACACAGAGCAAGUUUCAAUUUUACUGAUAAUGCUGGACUUUGCGGUAUUCCUGGGCUAGCAUCGUGUGGGUCCCACCUAUCGAUGGGUGCAAAAUUUGGUUUAGCAUUGGGAGCAUGUUUUAUGUUACUUUUUGUUCUCACGUGCUUAACUUGCUGGUGGAAGAGGCGGCAGAAUAUUCUAAGAGCACAGAGAAUUGCAGCAAGAGAUGCACCUUAUGCUAAAGCGAGGACACAUUUCAAGAGGGACGUGCAAAUGGCUACUCGCCAUAAUAAUCAUCAUUCACACGAGCACACAAAGACAGCUAAUGAGAACGGGCCAAGCUUGCUCUCUUGAUCGCUUCAUACCAGCUACUAUUUUGAUGCUUACAAAGAAAACAGGUUCCAUUUUUUCUUGUGUUGGAUUAGUUGCUACGAGUUCUUUGUUUCUACCAAUAGAAAUAUAUGUGCUUGUCGACACCAUGUAAAGCAAAUCACAGAAUUACAAACAAAUAAAAAAUGAAAAAAAGUUCCUAAAGAAACCAUUCACAUUGUAGUCAGGUCAGAUAUAGAUAUCCACAUUACUUUUGAUAUUAAUUAGUUUCCAGAUCAAAGCUGGGACAUCUAGAGAUUGUUUGAUCAUUGAUAUAGUUUUUUUUUUAAAUGACUAAAUAUAUUUGUAUUUAAUAUUUAAAAUGUUACCAACAAUUUGAGUUCUAAGUAGACUUCAUCCAUUUCGAGAAUCUUUGAUUUGAGGUUGUUUGUGGA
This is a messenger RNA of Impatiens glandulifera, 2384 nucleotides long. Its product is annotated as receptor-like protein 4. The record is from RefSeq and is a predicted model, not a curated record. NCBI's taxonomy places the organism in Eukaryota, Viridiplantae, Streptophyta, Magnoliopsida, Ericales, Balsaminaceae. Bases 88 to 1974 code for a protein of 628 amino acids. Gene Ontology annotation, molecular function: protein binding. The transcript has 9 exons.